AGUGUUUCAAAGGAAAACUCGAUCACAUUAUGAGAUAACACAUAUAUGCUAACCGAGAGUGUGAGCGCCCCGAGGCUUGAUGCUGCUGCCAAAAGUACAUAUUUUUUUGAUUGGUAACUGCCAGAUGACGCUUCAUCAAAUAUAAAUGCAAGAAAGACUCAGAGAGUGCCAUAAAAACCUUCUACCAGUCAGUCUGGGAGGAUAAGAGCGAGAUCCUGUUAAGAAGGGCAGGAGAUGGCUUUCGGAGUUUCAGUAUUAGUCUUUCUCUUAUUCAAUGAAGGAGGCUCACCUGCUAAAGAUGCUUUCUUCCUCUUCAUCCAGCAAUGGCGGCAUUAACAGAAGAGGUGGCCUUGAACGGAACACCCGGAAUCACAACCCAGCCAAGUGACUGGACAGUUAACAAAACAAAAGAAGGACCUAUAGCCUUGAAGCUCUCGCAUUCUUGCCUGGAAGACCACAACAGUUACUGCAUCAAUGGUGCAUGUGCCUUCCAUCACGAGUUGAAGGAAGCCAUCUGCAGGUGUUUUACUGGUUAUACUGGAGAAAGGUGUGAGCAUUUGACGUUAACUUCCUAUGCUGUGGAUUCUUAUGAAAAAUACAUUGCAGUUGGGAUUGGCGUUGGAUUAUUAUUAAGUGGUUUUCUUGCUAUUUUUUACUGCUACAUAAGAAAGAGGUGUCCAAAAUUGAAAUCCCCCUAUGACGUCUCUUCCAGAGGAAGACCACUGUGAGGCCUUCAUAAGAAAUUUUUCUGCGGCAUAUGUAAAAAUGAGUGGAUCCAAAUUUAAAAUUUUUGAAUGAAGCAACAAAACUUCCCAAGCUGACUAGACUUGAAAAUAAUGAAAGUUGGGAUCAUGAUGCAAUGAGAAUAAAUUUCAACAUUGGUCUUCAGACUUUGUCAUUGUUAUGGUGCCGUGGGAGCCCAUGGAACAAGCAUACAGUGACAGAAGUCAAGUUCUACUUAGUACUACUCUACUACAUAGUACUACUCCGGGCCUAUUGCUGUUGUGGUAUGGCUGUUGUUCGUAGUGCAGAGAAACUGAGUUUCAUGCUUCUGACCAUGUCAGAUGUGAGUUUUCAUGGGAAUAACUGUUAACCUUGAAGCAAGCUAAAGCAAUGCCAAGCUUGGGUUCUUCAUGUGCUUGCUACCAGUAGUUUGGACCAUACUUCUCAACAGACCCAAUCCCAAACAUGCUGCUUUCACAGUAUCUAAAAGAAUGUGAUGCCAACUCUUUGGAUGAGAUCAGUGUUUAGCACCUUCAUUGAACCAAAUAUGUGCCUGGAGUCCAAGUCAGAGACAAGAAAAUGGAAUUCCGAGGCAAACAUACAUCAUACCAGCUUGUGACAACACCAUGGGGCUUUUAUCUGUGAAAUAUGGAAUAAGCUAAAGAACUGCUGAUGACUGAAAGCUCUCUGGAUAUGGAGCCCUGAGUAGGCAGAACAUUUCUGUUCUCUGCAUGGGUUAUAAAACGUUGUGUUCGACUCUUUGGUCCCCUAAUGCUUAUGUGUUCAUCACUUCCUCCUCUUGUUAGAGGAGUUAUCUGGUGACUAUCCAUUUGGACUGAAAUUCUAAAAUUCUACUAAUAAGUGAAAUUCUGCAAAUGACCCCGAAAAGGAAACAAAAAUUGGACCCAGGAAUUUUUUUCAUCAGCCAACAGCAUGUGGAAACUUCCGUUACCAUUUCUGAAUGCUUAAUAGCAGAUUUGCACAUAGGGAGAGAAAAUGGGACAAUGGUAGGAAUAACUAUAUCGGAAUUAGGGCCCUUUGUCUUCAAUCAUAUUUCUUCUGUGUAAUUAGAAUAAUCUUGGGCUGGACGGUCGAUAUCUUUAGGCUUUGGUUUCAUUUUCUACAAGGCCCUUCCAGCUCUAAACUUUGGCGGUAGGAGAAGAAAGCAAUUUUUCCUUACCUGUGCUGAAAGUGGGACAUUCUCAACCCCUACCUCUGGAUCCAAAACACACCACUGGCUGCCAUGUUUGGUACAUAUUUUAGUGUUUGAUUGUAAAAUAAUGAUUUAAAAUUUGUUUUUAAAGGAAGCUUGCUUCCUUUAAAAUUAAAAAAUAGUAUCUACAAUUCUUUUACAUUCAAUCUAAAACUCUGGACUUUUUUCAUGGUGAUGUUGACAAGCAAAACAAUUUUGAUCAUGAGAUGGGUGAAAACAGGAUCAAAACGAACAUUCUUACAACAAUUGCCUCAGAACAGGCCUUUUCUUUGUGUUAAAUUAUGACUUUUCAUUCACUGUUAAACAAAACUGUACAUUCUGCUUUCCUUUGAGUAGAAGGUAUUUCACUUGCUUUGUUUUGCCUUCAGAAGGAGUUUAAGGUGGACGAGUUGCGUGUCAGUGCUUCCUGCCUGUCUUCACAAAGUAUGUAAAGGUUACAUCACACCAAGGAAAUGGGGAGGCAAAGGUUCCUCCCAGUGACUCCAGCGACCACACCUAGAAAGCUACGCUCUCUCUGGGCAUUUCACAAAGGUGUUAAAAAGCUGGGGAGAGUCCAGGAAGAAACAAUAAAGCUUAAUGAAGGACUGCCUCCUGAUGAAAGAGAAAUUAAUGCUGGAGUCUGAAGAGGCAAUAACCUAAAAAGUUGUAAAUAUUUCUCAAUUUUAAACACCAUAUAGUUGAAAUUAAACAUUAAGCAGAAAAAUGAAAUUUUCAGAUUUCCUAACAGAAAAGCAUGCCAAGACAAAAAACAACAGAGAUGAAAAUUUUUUCACCUGUCGAACAGUAGGCAUUAACGGUAUAGAAUCCACUCUGGGAGACGACAGGAAGGUAGAGCGUGGCUCCUGAGAAGCCAUCUGUGUGCGGCCAUCACACACACACGGUCCUGUGACCCCACGGUCCCCGCAGUUAAAUUUGGAGAAAGGCACCUCUGGCAUUCUGAUGGAGCUAGAGCCACAUCUGGCAAUGUUUAUGUAUGCAAGCAGGACUUUGGUGAAAAAAGGCAUAAAUACAAGAUGUUCUGCCAUUUUUUUCACUUUCUAUUUUCUUCUUAGGUGCAAUAAGACCCUGAAAGGAGUCUAUCAGGGAAGCCUUUGCAUCAGAACUGUAUUUUCAGCUAUCACUUUAUGGAUUAUUAGGUGGGUGGAUCUGUUGGAAAAAACUGAGAACAUGCUUUUGGCAUUUCUGACAAAAUCGAACUGGCCAAGGGGUUCAUCAAUGUCUUUCAUUUCAAUUGUGUCUUCUUCCCGAGUCUAUCCUUCUUUCUAUGAGAACAUUUUCCAGAAUAUCCAUAUUCAUGAGUUAGCAUUUUGAAGUAUGAUGGUGUGGGGGCAAAUGUUGUAAUUCCAGUCACACUUGAGCCAGUAAAUUUAUAAAAAGGGAAUUAUAGUUUUUUGUUAUUGUAUCUUCUUUCCCCAAAUUAGUUUUUUUUGGUAUAAUUAUGUUUUCAUAAUGUUUGAAGUGAAUGAAACAACAAUAUAAUUUAUCAUUUAGUGUUUCCUGGAACAAUACAAAUAUAAUCUUUUAAUUUUGAAAUGUCCCUUUUGUUGACGUCAAGAUGAUUUCUAUUCAUUGUAUGUAAUUGAAAGAAGCCUUAAGAAAACCACAAGACAAACCCUAGCAGUGUAAGCUUUCAAUGUUGAACAGAAAAACAAUCCCUCUCUGCAGAAGACCAUGAGCAAGCCCCCUAAAUUUGUGAAUUACACACGGUGACACGCUGUGUGCAGUGUAAUGUGAAUACUGAUGUCCUGCAGUUCAUGCUCAGGAAAAAGGUUACCAGCAUGUCUGUUGCAAAAUACCUCUCUGGCCCAUCAUGGCAUCAUGACAUCAGGAUAGUAGCAUCUGCCAAGAUGAACUUGAAGUGUUGAAAUUUAAUUUGUCAGAGUCUGGCACUGCUAAUCUGGGUGAGUCCACAUUUCUGUCCAAACCUUUGGCAAAGUUCUCUUCAGUAGCACAUUCAGAAGCAUGUCUUCCAAAUUGAGCUCCAAAUUUCUGUUAAUUAUUCAAUCAACGAAUGUACAGCUCAGAGUAAAAGAACCUAAGCAAAUAAUUUCCUAAAAAUUCAAAGGCUAGACCCCUUGAGAAUAUCCACCUGAAUAAAUGUUUUCCCUCAUUAUAUUUCACCUCUCUGCCAAAAAUUAACCUGAUGGAUGUUCCAGAUUGUGGGUAACACCCCCAGCUUCCAAAAAGAUAUCUCAUAAAGAUUAGGAAUGUUAUUAAUGUGGUAAGGAGGAGAAUUGAAUCAUUUAGUUAGGGCUUAUCUAUACUCCAUGUCCUAUCUUUGUAAUUUGUAUGUCUCAGAUAUUAUUGGAACAUAAAUCAUUUUGAUUGAAAUUAGGUGGAGACCACAGUCAAACAAGUAUUGAACUCACCAUGCUUUUGAUCUUUAAAAGGAUGUUAAUUGGGCCUCACAUCUUUCUGGAAAGAAUGAUAUCUCUAGAUUUUUUAAAUCUCACAGGAAAUAUUGAUUUAUUAUUAAGUCCCUUUGCAGAUCAAGAUGAAGAAAUUGUGUAAUAAAGCUACCAUAUAUGAGCACUUAUGAUGUUUGAUAAGCAUUCUUAGCCUUAUUUUAAUUAAUCCACACCUGUGUGUAAUUGAGGCAUAGAGAAGGCAAUUCACUUUUUUAAGGUCAUGACAUAGCCUUUAAGUGCAGAGCCUAGACCUGAACCAGGUAAAUCUGAUGCCAAGGUCUCUCAUCAAAACUCUAUAUGGUAAGACUUUGUAAUAUUUUAUAGA
Messenger RNA from Phyllostomus discolor (pale spear-nosed bat), 4669 nucleotides. It is a transcript of the gene EPGN, whose product is annotated as epithelial mitogen. The coding region runs from base 324 to 728 and encodes 134 amino acids. NCBI's taxonomy places the organism in Eukaryota, Metazoa, Chordata, Mammalia, Chiroptera, Phyllostomidae. Gene Ontology annotation, biological process: positive regulation of mitotic nuclear division; epidermal growth factor receptor signaling pathway; positive regulation of cell population proliferation. The record is from RefSeq and is a predicted model, not a curated record. The transcript has 5 exons.